UAUACUGUUCUCUUCUGUUCACAAACAUUGGAUCUCUUAUCUAUCGUACUCAAUCCACCAAAAAGCAUGGUCGGAACUAACUCUACCAUCAAAUUCAUCUGCUGUUACGGCGGGAAAAUCGUCCCUCGUUACACUGACGGAAAACUUCGUUAUCAUGGCGGUGAAACCCGUGCACUCGCCGUUGAUCGGUCCAUUUCCUUUGCUGAGUUAUCGUUGAAGAUGGGAGAGAUGUGCGGGUCACCAGUGAGUCUACGUUGCCAGUUGCCGACGGAGGAUUUAGACGCGCUGGUUUCGAUCACUUCCGAUGAGGAUAUCGCGAAUCUCGUCGAGGAAUACGACCGUGUUGCAUCGCCGCCGUCUUCUUUAAAGAUCAGAGCCUUCCUUUCGCCGCUGAAACCGGCCAGAAAAUCGAUUUGUUCGCCGCCAAAGCCGCCCAGGAAAUCGAUUUCUUCGCCGCCUUCGUCUUCAUCCAGUCCCAGAUAUUCCUGCAUACGUCAGAUCCCGAGGACUCCCGUAGCUUUCCCUCUUUGCUCUAAUAAAUCGGCGGGGAAGAUGAUUCCUUGCUACGGUUACCAUGGCCAACCUAGUCACAUUUACCUUGUUCACAGCGGGAAUUACAGGCAAUAGCAGAAGAUGGAAGGAUCAUGUGAUUUAUUAGCCAGUUAUGAUCCUCAGCGAAGAACAAUUAAUGCUCAAUACUACCCAUAGAAGAAGCAAAAUAACUUAAAACCAUAUAUGAUGUUUGUAUCUGAAAAUGCAUAUCCCUUAAGAAGAACUGGUUUUGAUUAAUGAGUAGCCAUUAAUGAAUUCUCAGCUCCUAUAUUCGUUUUC
This is a messenger RNA of Hibiscus syriacus, 831 nucleotides long. RefSeq lists its product as uncharacterized. Gene Ontology annotation, molecular function: protein binding. The transcript is spliced from 2 exons. The record is from RefSeq and is a predicted model, not a curated record. Lineage: Eukaryota; Viridiplantae; Streptophyta; Magnoliopsida; Malvales; Malvaceae. Bases 67 to 627 code for a protein of 186 amino acids.